UAGAUGAUGAUGUGAGGAGGGAUCGCCUCAAUCUCCAACCCCCACCCCCGCCCUCUCACUCCGAUUACCCACAGAAUAUCGAUUCUCACACUUCUCCUCUCAAUUUUCCAACACCUUUUUUGGUUUUCCCACCACCAAGUCACGCUGAGUUUACACUCCAGAUUUUGAUUUUCGAUCUCUUGAUUCAACCCCUUUUUUCUUUUCCGCCCAUCAAUCAAGGUUGUUCUUCAAUCUACUUUUCUACUCAGGUGGAUUCAUUCUGGGUGGGUUUCUUUGAGUUUCGGUUUCAGUUGCAGUCUUCGGAUAUUUCUUCUGUUUCCUCUCAAAUCAACUGUUCUGUUACCCGUAGCAAGGUGGAUUUAUGUGCAAUGCAGAGAUCACGUAGAGCUCUUCUACAGAGGAGAGCUUUGGAGGAGUCGAUUUGUGGAAGAAAUCGCUUGUAUAAGGUCUCUGUUUCAGUUGUUGUUAUUCUCUGGGGCCUUGUCUUCUUCUUAAAUACAUGGAUCGGCCACGGGGAUUUUCAUAAAGCGAAGCCUGAACAAUAUUCUGUUAAUUCAACAAGAUGGGAUGAAGAUAUAGAAGCAAUUGAAAGGGGUGCGAAUUCCAUAUUACCUGUGGACAGACAUCCAUCAGAGGAAAUUGUCUCCAGUGAUUCUUGUGCUUAUGCUUCUGUAAGUGUUCAGGAACCUGAUUUUAGUAACAGUGAACCACAUGUUAGGUUGGCAAGAGCAAACUCUGAGUCUGCUGCUGAGGAAGCUACCAUAAAGAGAAACGUACCUGCAAAUAUGGAAAAGCAAAAGCCUAAAGUCUACAGACCCUCCCGUGGCGUACCUCUGGGUCUUGAUGAAUUCAAGAAUAAAGCAUUUAGUUCUCAAAGUAGGUAUCUAUCUGGUCAGGCUGGAAGCAUCAUUCACAGAUUGGAGCCUGGUGGGGCGGAGUACAAUUACGCAUCUGCUUCUAAAGGAGCAAAGGUCUUGUCUUACAAUAAGGAAGCCAAGGGUGCUUCUAAUAUCUUGAACAGAGAUAAAGACAAGUACCUCCGGAAUCCUUGCUCCACUGAAGAGAAGUUUGUUGUAAUAGAACUUUCUGAAGAAACCUUGGUGGAUACUAUUGAAAUAGCAAAUUUUGAGCAUCAUUCAUCUAAUUUGAAAGAUUUUGUGUUAUUAGGCAGUCCUGUUUAUCCUACUGAUUCUUGGGUCAAACUUGGGAAUUUUACUGCUGCAAAUGUGAAGCAUGCCCAAAGGUUUGUUCUUCCCGAGCCAAAAUGGGUGAGAUAUCUUAAACUGAAUCUACUAAGUCAUCAUGGUUCAGAGUUCUACUGUACAUUGAGUGUCCUGGAAGUGUAUGGUGUUGAUGCUGUUGAGAAAAUGCUUGAGGACCUGGUUUCAGUUCAAGAUAAGCUACCAGUAUCUGGAGAACCAUUGGACGAGAAGAAGACUGGUCUGAGCCAGCACAUGGCUAGUGAAGGUGAUGCUUUUGAAGCUCUAGUUGAAGAGCCUGAUACUACAACUGGAACCUCUGAUGUGAAACGUGGAAGGUUAAAUAUUGAUGUGCCUGACCCAGUUGAAGAAAUCAGACAUCAGCCGGUUAAUAGGAUGCCGGGGGAUAGUGUUCUUAAGAUUCUCCUUAAAAAAGUUAGAUCCUUGGAUUUGAAUUUAGGAGUUCUCGAGCGAUACCUGGAGGAAUUGAAUUCCAGAUACAGUGACAUCUUCAAAGAAUUUGAUAAGGAAGUUGGAGAUAAAGGCGUCCUUCUAGAGAAGAUCAUGUCUGAUAUCCGGAGUUUCUCAGACAGCAAGGAGGACAUGAGUAAGGAGAUUGGUGAUCUUUUGUCUUGGAAAUCUCUUGUUUCCAUGCAGCUGGAAAAUAUACUCAAAGAAAAUACCCUUCUCAGGUUGGAGGUGGAAAAGGUGCGGAGGAACCAGUUACAUCUGGAGAACAAGGGAAUUGUUAUUUUUCUUGUAUGUGUAGGUUUUGGAUUCUUAGCUCUUAUAAGGUCGUUCGUAGAUAUGAUACCAAAUGUUAAUAGAUGCGAGGAUUCCAGGAAAUUUUGUUCCAAGAGGUCUUCCUGGUUUUACCUACUACUCUGCUGUAGCAUUACUGUAAUCAUCCUGUCCUUAUGAAUCUUGUAGCUUUUAAUUAUUUUCUUGAGUUGCAUUGUUCUUCUUACCAAUAUCUGUGAUUGUAUAAUUCGAUAUUGAUUUCUUGCCUUAAAA
Messenger RNA from Sesamum indicum (sesame), 2213 nucleotides. RefSeq names its product SUN domain-containing protein 4. The record is from RefSeq and is a predicted model, not a curated record. Gene Ontology annotation, cellular component: membrane; cytoplasm. NCBI's taxonomy places the organism in Eukaryota, Viridiplantae, Streptophyta, Magnoliopsida, Lamiales, Pedaliaceae. Gene Ontology annotation, biological process: protein folding in endoplasmic reticulum.